GGCCCUUUGAAUUGUUGGCAGCCAUUACAGAGCUGAAGGAAAAAUACCAAUGGGCGUUUACUUGAAUGAAAGGCAAAUUGAUAGCACAAAAGAAAUGGAAAGAAAGGCAAGAAAAAGAAAAGGCUCAUUUAUAAACGGUCCACCAAAUAAAAGGUUCCGUAAAAACUAUGUUGGAUUUCGAGCUGGCAGCUGUCUUACAGCUAAAAGAAGAAACUUUAAAAAAGGCAAACAUAAGUUUCGUCGUUCGAGUCGUCCAGCUACAGUCCACGUCAUCUUAUGGGCCUUUUUUAAACAACAGAUCCAGAGCCACGCUUAUAAAAGAAGCAUAAAGGAUAUAGAAAUGAGAGCAAAGAAACAAACAGAUACACAAUGGGAGACGCCAGUGUGUUCUGGGACACUGGCACUGCAGAUGUUGAUCCUCGGUGCUCAGAGGUCCUACAUGAAAGAAGCUUUAGGCUUAUACCAGUAUUUCAAUACUUGUGUCCCAGACACAUUAUUGGCUUCAUUUCAUAUUCUUUCCAUCAAAUAUCUACAUGUCGAGGCUCUAUUGAGAUCAGAUGACCUUUUCAGAGUCCUCAUGAAAACAUUAAAUGAAGAAAAGUAUAAUUACGCAAGAGCUCUUUGGAUUAGAGAGCUGGAUGAUUUUAACAAACUCAACCGUUUCAGUAAUAUAAAAGAUCAUUUCCCAAUUAUUGAUAAACUGGUAUGUGCUAAAGUUGAUUAUCAUCAGAAAAGCCCAGAGGACCAUCCUAUAUAUGAAAAAACGCUGAGUAAAUUUCGGCCAUUUGGUGAUCUGAGGGCUUUGGGUGACAUAUGGGAUCCAUCUCUUGUUCUGGUGUAUCGAGAUGUUCACAAUCCACGUUACGAUCCCUGCAUGCCUAGUAUACCACCCCUAGCUGUUAUAGAUGACAACAAAAGGUAACCCGUUAAAAAUCAUACUAUGUUGUGGACCUGGGGGCAUUGCAGAAACUGUGACUCUUUAAUAGACUCUUUAACUGUUCUUUAAUAGACAAACAUUACUAAAAAAAUUGCUGUGCACUUGAGUCCUGACAGAUUUAUUGUAUUGUAAACACUAUAGUCGAUCACAUUGAGCAGUGUUAUAAUAGUUUAUAACAGAUUAUGUACAGUGUUGUAUUUAUUGUCUCAUGUAUUUAUUGUUAUUUGUACUGAUUCAACUACUUGAAUAGUGUGUAUUUUUGCACUACAUGUCUGGUGAUAUACAAUGAGGGAAAAAAUGAUUUGAUCCCCUGCUGAUUUUGUACGUUUGUCCACUGACAAAGAAAUGAUCAGUCUGUAAUUUUAAUGGUAGGUUUAUCUGAACAGUGAGAGACAGAAUAACAACAAAAAAUCCAGAAAAACACAUUUCAAAAAAGUUCUACAUUCAUUUGCAUUUUAUUGAGUGAAAUAAGUAUUUGAUCCCUUUGUAAAACAUGACUUAGUACUUGGUGGCAAACCCUUGUUGGGAAUCACAGACGUCAGACAUUUCUUGUAGUUGGCCACCAGGUUUGCACACAUCUCACAUCUCAAGGAAUUUGGGCCCACUCCUCUUUGCAGAUCCUCUCCAAGUCAUUAAGGUUUUGUGGCUGACCCUUCAGCUCCCUCCACAGAUUUUCUAUGGGAUUAAGGUCUGGAGACUGGCUAGGCCACUACAGGACCUUAAUGUAACCAAUGAUUGUUUUCUUGGUGACUAUGGUCCCUUGGCUGCCUUGAGAUCAUUGACAAAAUCCUCCAGUGUAAUUCUGGGCUGAUUCCUCGCCGUUCUCAUGAUCAUUGAAACUCCAUGAGGUGAGAUCUUGCAUGGAGCCCCAGACCGAGGAAGAUUGACAGUCCUUUUGUGUUUCUUCCAUUUGGGAAUAAUCACAUCAACUGUUGUCACCUUCUCACCAAGCUGCUUGGCGAUGGUCUUGUAGCUCAUUCCAGCCUUGUGUAGGUCUACAAUCUUGUCCCUGACAUCCAUGGACAGCUCUUUGGUCUUGGCCAUGAUGGAGAGUUUGGAAUCUGAUUGACUGCUUCCUUCUGUGGACAGGUGUCUUUCAUACAGUUAACGAACUGAAAUUAAGAGCACUCCCCGAGAGUGCUCCUACUGUAAUCUCAGCUCCUUACCUGUAUAAAAGACACCUGGGAGCCGGAAAUCUUUCUGAUUGAUAGGGGAUCAAAUACUUAUUUCACUCAUUAAAAUGCAAAUCAAUGUAGAACUUUUCUGAAAUGCGUUUUUCUGGAUUUUUUUUUGUUGUUAUUCUGCCUCUCACUGUUCAGAUAAACCUACCAUUAAAAUUACAGACUGAUCAUUUCUUUGUCAGUGGGCAAACGUACAAAAUCAGCAGGGGAUCAAAUCAUUUUUUCCCUCACUGUACUGUCAUCUAUCUAUCUAUCUAUCUAUCUAUCUAUCUAUCUAUCUAUCUAUCUGUCUGUCUGUCUGUCUGUCUGUCUAUCUAUCUAUCUAUCUAUCUAUCUAUCUAUCUAUCUAUCUAUCUAUCUAUCUAUCAUUAACUACUGAAUAACUAGAAUCAACAACAGAUACAGAUCACAUUCAAACAAUAAUAUUCUACAGUUUUAUUAAUUUUGUGAAUUUUAUUUUCCCUUCUUUGGAACUGUUACAAAGGCCUCAUUAGAAUUUAUUGGACUGUAAAAAAAAAAAACAAUGAUUUUUGUUUAUUUAUUUAUUUUUUUUAGUGUGUGUGUGUGUGUGUUUGUUGUGAAAGACUUGUUGAAUGUAAUAAAUGGCAAGAAGAAAGUAUGUCUGUAAUAAACUGCACCAGCAAACACCCCCACUCCCUGUAGUGGAUAGUAAAGACAUCAGAGAACAUGAUAAGGCUCUCUCUCAAACCAGUACAGAACAUCUACCACAACUAGAGCCGUAGUAAGUUCACCAGAAUAGUGAUCAACUCAUCAUGCUGCUCCCAUAAACUCUUCAUUCCUUUGCCAUCUGACAGAAUGCACCCAGACCAUGUACACCAAAUCACAGAAAGGCUUCUUUCCACAAGCUGUCAGGAACCUCAUCUGCCUCCUAUGCACCUCCCUCAGAAUUGCAACCCUGUCAUUAAGCACCAGACACUUUAAUCUCUAGUCACCACAUCUCCAUCUGGAUAGUAAAGACAUCAGAGAACAUGAUAAGGCUCUCUCUCAAACCAGUACAGAACAUCUACCACAACUAGAGCCGUAGUAAGUUCACCAGAAUAGUGAUCAACUCAUCAUGCUGCUCCCAUAAACUCUUCAUUCCUUUGCCAUCUGACAGAAUGCACCCAGACCAUGUACACCAAAUCACAGAAAGGCUUCUUUCCACAAGCUGUCAGGAACCUCAUCUGCCUCCUAUGCACCUCCCUCAGAAUUGCAACCCUGUCAUUAAGCACCAGACACUUUAAUCUCUAGUCACCACAUCUCCAUCUGGAUAGUAAAGACAUCAGAGAACAUGAUAAGGCUCUCUCUCAAACCAGUACAGAACAUCUACCACAACUAGAGCCGUAGUAAGUUCACCAGAAUAGUGAUCAACUCAUCAUGCUGCUCCCAUAAACUCUUCAUUCCUUUGCCAUCUGACAGAAUGCACCCAGACCAUGUACACCAAAUCACAGAAAGGCUUCUUUCCACAAGCUGUCAGGAACCUCAUCUGCCUCCUAUGCACCUCCCUCAGAAUUGCAACCCUGUCAUUAAGCACCAGACACUUUAAUCACUAGUCACCACAUCUCCAUCUAGUGGCCCUUUACCACAGACUU
Messenger RNA from Hemibagrus wyckioides, 3710 nucleotides. RefSeq lists its product as uncharacterized. Bases 50 to 922 code for a protein of 290 amino acids. The record is from RefSeq and is a predicted model, not a curated record. Lineage: Eukaryota; Metazoa; Chordata; Actinopteri; Siluriformes; Bagridae. The transcript is spliced from 8 exons.